This is a messenger RNA of Paramacrobiotus metropolitanus, 2352 nucleotides long. RefSeq lists its product as uncharacterized. The transcript has 4 exons. Lineage: Eukaryota; Metazoa; Tardigrada; Eutardigrada; Parachela; Macrobiotidae. The coding region runs from base 577 to 1881 and encodes 434 amino acids. The record is from RefSeq and is a predicted model, not a curated record.
UGCAUACCGAGUCCGUGUUACUGUCAGCGGCGAUUUUUUCACCUUUAUCCGCUCCCAGCUUCAUGACGAUCGUGAAUUAUAAUCAUAACAAUCGUGCCGAAUGGAAUUUAAAUAUCGUAAGAGAAGCUUGUGGCCAUCUUUCUCCUAUUUCGGACUGUUGUUUCGUCAUGAUACUGUAAUAGACGUUUCUCGUCAGCAACCAGUUCUUGGCCGGUACGAUGAAAUUUGUAUUAUUUGUAUUUUACCACCGAGUGAUACUGUAUCAUUCGUAUGGGUUCCACAAUCAGCUGACAAUGAGCAGCGCUUCGUCAAAUGUCGUCUGCCUGCGCGAUCUCAACCUGAACGCUUUUGUCGCCAUGGACGUCAUCGAAUCAUAUCCUUUCCGGGGACUAGCAUAUGGGCAACGCGAGAUUAAUUACGGGAACACAGUGAUGGUGCAGCGCGACACCGGGGAAUGGUGGCUGGGUUACUUGCAGAAUAUCGAUGAGGACCUCAUGUUUAUUAAUUUCGAUUCCUCAACAGCUCCCGCCAGCUGGAUCCAUUCGCGCCAUGUCCGGGCUCAACGCUUUUUAAGCGAUGAGCUGUGGUGCACAACGGAUAAGCAAGUGGCUGUCAUCGGCAGUCAUGCCGUGCAGGUGGCGCUGCGUAACACCAAUAAUGGACCACAUGCCUUCCGGUCGGGACGACUGCUUACAUCGGCGGCUGGGUUCGGUAUAUUCCUUGUCCAAUUGGACCAGGGGACUAUGCCGCAGCGUUUGGUGGUCCAUUUGUGGCAGGUGGUCGUUGCAGUUGAUCCCGCUUUCGAUGCGCCGCCUCUUUUCAACCAAACCACUGGAUUGUACUAUCCGCAAAUUCACCGUGCCCUUCGUGAAUGCUGGCAGGAUUACAAGGCUGAACAUGACAGCAAUACGUGAAUGCCUCGAUAAAGCCGCACAAACCACCGAAAACUUACCGGGGGGCAGCUACGAGUGCUAUCCCGGUAACCACCAUGUUGCAUUUCGAAUACACGUAGCUGUCCGUGGAGAUUUUUUCGACUUUAUUUGCGCUCAGCUCCAAGACCGGAGCGUGCACACUCGUGCCGAAUGGAAUAUAGAUACAUUAACAGAAGCCUGUGCGAGCCUUUAUCCGAUUCCGGACCCGCCACUGUUACACGAUGUUGUGAUCGACGUCCCUCAUCGGAGCUUGCCUUUCGAUGACGGAUGGAUCGGUGUCGUGGUGCAUUCGGUUAUGGCCAGUGUUCUCUUUAGUUUGGACCUACAUACUCAAGCCAAGGCCAGAAGGGUCUGCACUUUGUGGCACCAGCUUUUGUCCGAACGUCGCGCCAGCCGACACGUUGCCCUUGAUAGCUCGUUACUGAAGCCGAACGAAUUAUUCAGCGAGAACUACUAUACGCCUGACUGCCACAAAAUAUACAACUUCAGCUGGGCCUUAGACAAAGCCAUAACCGUUGAAACCAAAACCCUUUCCCUGUUUGACAACCUCCAGUUCACGAACGUGACCAUAAUUACCAAAGUACUGGUAGCGCUACUAACCGCCGAAGGCAUUCAGCUGGACUAUAUCCUAAUCAAAGAUGGCUUCUCACAUGCUGGUAUUACGAACUCCUUUGAGCACGUUUUCGACAUAUGGAUACCGGAUCCGGGUGUCCAUCCUGCAGAUCGUGAUUGGAAGUGCCUCAGUCUAACCAAACUCGGCGCCGUAUGUCGGCACCUGGUUCUAUGGAAUUAUAAGGUGCAGGAUAUUGCCAAUAAUAUGGAUUAUGUGUAUCGGUACGACGUCGGCGAGUUACCACCACAGACACUUGGCGCAAGGUGCCGGGAAGAAAGAGUCCGACAAGCCCCAGUCACAAUCCCGUAUUUUAAUGCUACAUUCCGACGAUGGUAAUGCCGGUAUGCUACGGAAGUUUCUAUUAGCUGCGGAGACGAACCUUCCUCCUGUUGAUGCAACAGCAAACAACCGCGUAUGCUCCGUCCAUCGGCGGUGGGUGGAAGUUCUGGAAUAUCCGAAUCACUGGCACUGUGUUCGGCGCCUCUUUCAGCUGUACGUUUUUUUGUUGUCUGUAUAAGCAUGGGAUGCCGUUGUGAUUUUGCAGGUACUGUGGUUUUCGGCCCGAUGGUAGUGAACGAAGUUGGAAGGAUGUUGAUCUGAGAUACGUGGAUGUGUCCACUCUUACUAAGCUUACAUUUGCCGCAGUUAAUGCUUGUUUCACCGGGCUGUGAUGACCGCAAAAUGCUUUGGCACCUUUUGGUUGUUAUUAGUUUGGCACAUUUCUGAUUUGGUACAAGCGAGCACAGAUUGGAUCAUAUCAUUCGAAUACAGGCAGGUAUGCUUCUCUUGCUACGCAAGAUACGAAGG